Molecule: messenger RNA, 1563 nt
Organism: Lasiosphaeria miniovina
Lineage: Eukaryota; Fungi; Ascomycota; Sordariomycetes; Sordariales; Lasiosphaeriaceae
Product: WD40 repeat-like protein
Exons: 3
Coding region: 1-1563 (520 amino acids)
Biological process (GO): microtubule anchoring at mitotic spindle pole body
Cellular component (GO): mitotic spindle; microtubule organizing center; MWP complex
Molecular function (GO): protein binding
Source: RefSeq, a predicted model, not a curated record
AUGAUCUUUUCGCAACGUCUAAAGUCUUCGGCGCAGUGCCUCCCGAGUCCUGACGGCAGCCACAUCGCCACCCUCUUCGCGUCGGUUGUCAAUGUUCGGGCUGUGCGCGGUCUGGAAGUGGUCAAUGUGGUCAAGCUGCCGCCUGACUUUGCGGGCCCUGUGCUGAGCUUCAGCUGGUCGCCCUCGUCGCGCCUGCUACUUGUCGCUGGCGUCGACCAGAUCCAUGUUGUCUCGGCUCUCGACACUAGCAGCAGCAGUUUCCAUGCCACCAUCAGGAAUCCAGUUGCCCCUGGCACGAGGCCAGCCUUUGUCGGCUUCGGUACCUCAGACGCCGAGAUCUGCGUACUUUCUUCUUUCGGCCUCAAGUUUGCCGUCUACGACCUCGCCUCGUCCAAGGCCACCGAGAUUGCCAGCCCCAAGUUCUUUUCCCCCUCGGUUGCAUGCAGAUGCUUCUCGUUUCGGCCCCAGACACGCCAUCUGGCCCUGCUGACAAGAGUCGCGGGUAAGGACAUGCUGAGCAUCCACGGCUUUCCCGCCAGGGAGCUGCAGAGGUCCUGGGCCUCCGACACGGUGGAUGCGCAAGGCGUCGUCUGGAGCCCCGACGGGAGGUGGCUCGUUGUCUGGGACUCGCCUGCCCAAGGGCACAGGGUCCUAUUCUACACUCCUGACGGGCAGGUAUUUAAAACCUGGUUAGGGCCCGCGAGCCCACCCCCCAAAGACCGAGACUAUACUGUAGGUGCCGGUGUAAAGUUUGUACAGUUCUCGGCAGACGGCCGCCAUCUCGCAAUCGGCGAUUGUAGCAGGUCAUUAUGCGUCCUUGGCAUGGCGUCAGUCACCGAGGCCCUACGUCUACAGCACCCAAGCAGCCUUGUCCCUAGGGACACGCUUCAGGUCUGGCAAGAACAAAUCGGCAUCUCACAUGCAGGGCCUUCCAUCCACACCUUCCUAAGGACCGCGCAGGUUGUUUCCCCGGCGCCACGCCCCCAGGAUAGCUCCGAGCCGCUAUUGGGAUUUGCCUCGAUUGCCUCUGACUCGUCUUCUGCACUUGUGGCUACGCGGCUGGAAGACUAUCCCAGCACCGCCUGGAUUUGGGAUGCCCAAGCUGCAGAGCUCCGAGCCGUGCUCCUCUUCCACGGUAAUGUCCGCCGUCUGUCAUGGCAUCCCAACAUUCCAGAGACGCUCCUCAUCGUGUGCGAAGGCGACCAAUACAAUGGCAUUGUAUUUGUCUGGGACCCUCUCUCCGAGGGACCACGUUCGGUGGAAUUCUCCCAACACUUUUCUGGCCCUUCAUCCGUCCGUGCCUUGUGGCUUGGCCUGGAUGCCCCAAGCCCACCUUCUCUUUUUCUCUCGGACUCUAAUAACUACCUACUGGCCUCUCUCGUGGAAGCGGACCAGGACUCACCAUGGGGCAACCAAGUCAGCACCCAGCCGAUGAUUGCGGCGAGACGAGAGGAGUCGCCCCUUGAACUCGUUCCGGCCGUCGAGGCUAACUUAGAUCCUCGAGGCUCUGGACAACAGAAAGAUGACAGCGAAUUAGAGGAUACAUUCCUCCACAAACAAUAG